AAUGCUAUCUUAUCCUGGAUAACAUUUUCGACCACCUACUUCCCAGUUUAUGCUCCCCCUCCGGCCGGUGACACAAACCGGGAAAAUACCCCAAAAUUAGAAAAUAAAUAAAAAAAAUGGCAUUCUCAGCGUCUUUAUGGUCUUCCCUUUUUGUUCCAAAUCCAAACAGAACCAACUGUUUCCCUAGAUUCUCUCUCGCCAAUCAAAAACCACUCAAACUACCACUAUCAACAGCAUUCGUCAUUCCGCCACUAUCAACCGCAACCGCCGAAGUUUCCGGCGCCAUCGACGGAACCACCAUCGCGGUUAUAAGCGGGGGUUCAGUGGCGGCCCUCGCGGCCGUGCUAUCCCUGGCGGACCCCGAGAGGCGGCGGCGGGAACAGGCGGAGGAGGUGGGCGGGGACGACAAGGAGGUGGUGAAGGAGUACUUCAACAACUCCGGGUUCGAGAGGUGGAAGAAGAUUUACGGCGACACGGACGAAGUGAACCGGGUUCAGCGAGACAUUAGGGUGGGACAUUCCAAGACCGUGGAGAGCACGCUUCAGAUGUUGAAAGACGAAGGUUCGCUUGAGGGUGUAACGGUUUGUGACGCUGGUUGCGGCACGGGUUCUCUCUCUAUUCCCCUCGCCAAAGAAGGUGCCGUUGUAACCGCCAGUGAUAUCUCAGCUGCUAUGGUUGCUGAAGCUGAGAAACAGGCAAAAGAACAACUUGAAGCAAGUGAAGAUGGUCUGUCACGUGCACCAAUGAUGCCAAAGUUUGUAGUGAAGGAUUUGGAGAGGUUGGAUGGAAAAUAUGACACGGUGGUGUGCCUUGAUGUUUUGAUUCAUUACCCACAAAAUAAGGCUGAUGGGAUGAUUGCCCAUCUUGCAUCAUUGGCCAACAACCGAUUGGUUAUGAGUUUUGCACCAAAGACAUUUUAUUAUGAUCUGCUAAAGAGGGUUGGAGAGUUGUUCCCUGGACCUUCAAAGGCAACAAGGGCAUAUCUUCACUCUGAGGCCGAUGUAGAGAGGGCACUUCGCAAGGUUGGUUGGACCAUAAGGAAAAGAGGCUUAAUCACUACUCAAUUUUACUUUGCUAAGCUUAUUGAGGCUGUUCCUAUGUAAGUUUUGGAUAAUAUUAGUUCUUUUGUUUAGAGGAAAUUCCUAUUGUACAUUUUUUAAGGCCUUUUUUUCCUGCUUAUUAUGUAUGCUAUGAUUCUCUUCAUAUAAUUCUAUACGCGACCUCAAUUUCUCUUCAUAUA
Messenger RNA from Gastrolobium bilobum, 1240 nucleotides. RefSeq names its product magnesium protoporphyrin IX methyltransferase, chloroplastic. The transcript has 2 exons. Gene Ontology annotation, molecular function: magnesium protoporphyrin IX methyltransferase activity. NCBI's taxonomy places the organism in Eukaryota, Viridiplantae, Streptophyta, Magnoliopsida, Fabales, Fabaceae. The coding region runs from base 117 to 1103 and encodes 328 amino acids. Gene Ontology annotation, biological process: chlorophyll biosynthetic process. The record is from RefSeq and is a predicted model, not a curated record.